Molecule: messenger RNA, 1244 nt
Organism: Maniola jurtina (meadow brown)
Lineage: Eukaryota; Metazoa; Arthropoda; Insecta; Lepidoptera; Nymphalidae
Gene: VhaAC39-1
Product: V-type proton ATPase subunit d
Exons: 4
Coding region: 143-1189 (348 amino acids)
Biological process (GO): proton transmembrane transport; vacuolar transport; vacuolar acidification
Cellular component (GO): early endosome; plasma membrane proton-transporting V-type ATPase complex; vacuolar proton-transporting V-type ATPase complex
Molecular function (GO): proton-transporting ATPase activity, rotational mechanism
Source: RefSeq, a predicted model, not a curated record
UGGGAUUAUCAUAUGAUCAAUGAAUUCUACAAUCUAUUGAACGAUUGAAUUCCAUUUUCGUCUCCUGAACUCACAAUCUUUUGAUUGUAGUAGUAAAUUAGAUUUUGGGCUUUUAUUCUGAUUCUAUUAAAGGCUUAUAAAAAUGAAAGGGUGCAUUUUUAAUAUUGAUGCUGGGUACUUAGAGGGAUUGUGCCGUGGCUUUAAGUGUGGUAUCCUGAAACAGUCUGAUUACUUGAAUUUAGUACAAUGCGAAACUUUAGAAGAUUUGAAGCUUCAUUUACAAGGAACAGAUUAUGGUACAUUUUUAGCAAAUGAACCCAGCCCCCUGGCUGUGUCAACUAUUGAUGAUAAGCUGCGUGAAAAGUUGGUUAUCGAGUUUCAACAUAUUAGAAAUCACUCUGUAGAACCAAUGUCUACGUUCUUGGAUUUCAUCACCUACAGCUACAUGAUUGAUAACAUCAUUCUAUUGAUUACUGGAACCCUUCACCAGAGACCCAUUUCAGAACUUAUCCCCAAGUGCCACCCUCUUGGCUCAUUUGAACAGAUGGAAGCCAUACAUGUGGCAGCUACUCCUGCUGAGCUCUACAAUGCUGUGCUAGUUGAUACACCACUGGCACCAUUCUUUGUUGAUUGCAUCAGUGAACAAGAUCUAGAUGAAAUGAACAUUGAGAUCAUUCGUAACACUCUGUAUAAGGCUUAUUUAGAAGCAUUCUACGAGUUCUGUAAACAGAUUGGGGGAACAACCGCUGAUGUUAUGUGUGAAAUUUUGGCUUUUGAAGCUGACCGUCGUGCCAUCAUUAUUACCAUCAACUCUUUUGGCACUGAGCUCUCAAAGGAUGAUCGUGCUAAAUUGUACCCUCGCUGUGGCAAAUUGAAUCCUGAUGGAUUGGCUGCGCUUGCACGUGCUGAUGAUUAUGAACAGGUGAAGGCAGUGGCAGAAUACUAUGCUGAAUAUUCUGCAUUAUUUGAAGGUGCUGGAAACAAUGUUGGUGACAAGACCCUCGAAGACAAGUUCUUUGAACAUGAGGUGACUUUGAAUGUUAAUGCAUUUUUACAACAGUUUCAUUUUGGAGUAUUCUAUUCUUAUCUCAAACUGAAGGAACAGGAGUGUCGCAACAUUGUAUGGAUCAGUGAAUGUGUUGCUCAGAAACACAGAGCCAAGAUUGACAACUACAUUCCCAUAUUCUAAAAGAAUUCCAAUUUGAACAAUGUUCAUUAUUGCAGUGUAAAUAAUUUAUAUCUUA